UGAUGAUGACAAAAUCAAAAUAUGAUAGGAAGAGGAUGACCCCCCAAAUAGGAGGGUAUGAUCUCACCAUUGAUGAAAUCUGAAGCCACCAGUCUACAUGACAAUAAUUUCUUCUUCUCUUUCACCUUCGAGUUCUCGCUGUCGUCGAGAUGCUUGUGCCAGUGAGCUGCUGGUGUACCAGCAACCACUAUGUCUCGGGCACUAAAAACAGAUGGCGUGGAGUUGAAGAGACUCGUUCAGUACUUUUAUGGUUUACUAUGGGACGUCCUCAAGUAGAUAGUUCGGCUGCUAGAUAUAGUGGAAUUUUGUCUCGGUCCAUGUUUGUGUGGAUGUGCUGAAGAGAGGUCCAGGACUAAACUCAAGACCAGCCGUAUUUCUGAAACACACUGCCUCUCUUAUGUCGGUCGGUCGUCUUAACAACCAAUAUUAUCCCCAUGUCCUCUGAACGGCCGUCAUCAGUCAACAUGCUCGAAGCAGAAAGCAGCCUCUUCCCACCCACCACGGCGCUCUUGAUUCACUCCGAAUCAUGCUGAUUCCCAUUGGUUGCCCCACUUCUUCCGUGCGGCUCUGUAACACAGGGCUGAGAAGUCCCAGCUGAAAAUGCCCAGCAACGCAUAGGCCAUAGCGCUUAGACCUGCCCGGUACUGGGCGUCAGUUCAACACCAUGGUCUGUAACAGAGCAGAGUCGGGUCAAGUUCCACCUUUACACUACGCUACACCACAUCCGCAACUUGUCAAGCGGGCUGAAAGUCGAAGCAUUCGACAACCUUCGAUUAUUCACUGCUUUUCGAUUUUUUUUGCUAGCAUCUUCAGGUGCCUCUCUCCCAAGCUUGCAAACCACGUAAGGGUAUUUGCUGUAACUUGGUGAGCGGGGACGCCAUGAGCUCCCCACCAGUUGCCAUCUACCAUCAUCUUCCCGCUGUCCCUUCCCGGGCCUAAGCCGGUUGCGCACGUCGAAUCGAAGGCUCGGUCCCAAAGAUUCGACCCGAAAGAGAGAUGGAUUACAGCACUUCAUCAUCGGCCCUGUGGGCUGGCCAACCUCCGUCUCCUGAGAAGUCGAGCCAAAUCCUCAUCCGCGAUUACCCCCACCGAGCCAUUGCGAUAGCCUCCAAUACGCACGCCCUCAUCCUACGACAUAGCACAGCAGCAGCUGAUGGGUUCGGUCUAAUUUCUGCUCGCACACGCACAAACACCUUCGACAGCCUCUCGACCAAAUGUAUGGUCGAAUUCUCACCAAAGUCGCAUAAUUUGCUGGACGACUAUCGACCUCUCACACCGAGACCAAUAUACGGAACUUUGGGGUUGAUAUCUAUCGGGCGCGAUGUAUUCCUGUGUGUUAUUACACAGGCAUCGAGAGUCGCGACAAUACGGCCGGGGGAAACUGUGGAGAGGAUAGAGGCUGUUCAGUUCUUUUGCUUAAACUCGGCUGAAUACGACGACAUUGUUGCUCUCGAUCCCUACAAUGAUGCUGAUUCCGAUGCAGCGUCUGUGUAUGGUCAGGGCUUGGGAAGAAAUCAAAUCGUGGAGCACCCUUGCCAGGAGUUGCAAAAGCUACUCAGCAAUGGUACAUUCUACUACAGCACCGAUUUUGAUGUCACAAAUCGGAUGCAAGACAGACCGGCAGAUGCUGAAGCAUUCAACAUUGACAAUUUUGACGAGUCGUUUUUGUGGAAUUCGUUCAUGAUCCGCCCACUUGUCGAGUUCCGUUCCCGUUUGCAAGAGCAGGCAAGAGAGGACCUCGAUGCCUCGAGGAUCCUAACUUCGGCUAUUCGAGGUUUCUGCAGAAGCUGGGCCAUCCCACAAAGUUCUGCCCCCCUGAGAGCCGGAAAGACAGGGUUACCCUCGUAUUUGACCGUCACCUCCCGUCUUUCGUGUAAGAGGGCCGGGACACGCUUCAACGCGCGUGGUAUCGACGACGACGGCAACGUGGCCAAUUUUGUCGAGACCGAGACGACAUACUGGAGCCCACGAGGUGUUGUUUUCUCAUACGUUCAGGUCCGCGGUUCUGUGCCCGUGUUUUGGGAACAGGCUGCUGUGCUCCUUCCAAAUCAACAAAAGAUCACCAUCACUCGGUCCGCAGAUGGAACUCAACCCGCUUUUGACAAGCAUUUUGCUGAUCUGGAGAAGGCGUAUGGGGCCGUUCAUGUUAUCAAUCUUCUGGCAACCAACAAGCCGGGCGAAUUCGAACUCACAAACUUAUAUCGAGUUGGCAUUCAUAACUGUCCUCUCAGCCGACCUGAAGGUGUGCAGUCGAGGGAUCAUGCGUUGCUGAGGGACACAGAGUAUGAUUUCCAUGCUGAGACAAAGGGCCCCCAAGGUUAUAUGGCGGCUAACGAGAUUCGUCGGUACAUCGAAGGCUCAGCCGAUGGGUUUGCCUAUUACCUUGCCCAGGAAUCAGACGAACCCGGGGACAACAAUGGCUCAAAAAAGGCCGAAAAGUCACGCCGUUAUGUUGUGGUGCUGCAGCAAGAGGGUGUCUUCCGCACGAACUGUCUAGAUUGCCUGGACAGGACCAACCUCAUUCAAACUAUCGUUUCCCAGAUGGCGGUUGAAUCUUUCCUUGGUCAUAGAGGGGAAUAUGCAACAUCAGACUUUUGGUCUAGGCAUUCUAAUCUCUGGGCAGACAACGGCGAUUCUCUUUCGAAAAUCUAUGCGGGGACCGGAGCCCUCAAGUCGUCUUUUACUCGUCACGGCAAGAUGUCUCUUGCAGGUGCCAUCGCUGAUGUUCGGAAGUCAGCAACCAGACUGUACCACAACAAUUUCACUGAUAAGGCGCGGCAAACCACGAUCGAUACACUUCUUGGUAGACUUGUUGGACAGGCGCCAGUUGUUUUAUACGAUCCCAUUAGUGAUUACGUGGCCAGCGAACUGCAGCGCCGGAGUGGCGAAUUUUCUACAAACGAGACGAUAAACAUCUUGGUUGGGACCUUCAACCUGAACGGACGCACGGACGGUAUCGAUGAGGACUUGUCAGUGUGGCUUUGUCCCCCUGAGGCUCGGUCCAAACAGCCAGAAAUCAUUGCCAUUGGCUUCCAGGAGAUUGUUGAGCUCAACCCGCAGCAGAUCAUGAACAGCGACCCAACGAGAAAACAAAUGUGGGAGCAGGCUAUUAAGAGAACCCUGGACCACAACUACAGCCGAGAAGAGAACGAAAAGUAUGUGUUACUGCGGAGUGGACAGCUUGUGGGGGCUGCGCUGUUCAUCUUUGUGAAAGCCUCCGUUCUCCAUCACAUCAAGAACGUUGAAGGAAGCGUCAAGAAGACAGGAAUGUCGGGCAUGGCAGGCAACAAGGGAGCUGUUGCUAUUCGGCUGGAUUUCGCCAAUACUCCAAUCUGCUUCGUCACGGCUCACCUCGCAGCUGGAUUUGCCAACUACGAUGAGCGGAAUAGAGACUAUGCUACCAUUGACCAAGGUCUCCGGUUCCAGAGAAACAGGGGGAUUGCGGAUCACGAAUCUGUCAUAUGGUUUGGUGACUUCAACUACCGUAUUGGCCUAGGCCUUGAACCGGCAAAGGAGUUGGUCAGGCAAAGGGAUUUAGAGAGGUUGUUCGAAAACGACCAGCUAAAUCUGCAAAUGGUGGCCGGGCUCGCUUUCCAGUACUACUCCGAGGCACGAAUCAUGUUUAUGCCAACGUACAAGUAUGAUGUUGGUACUGAUGACUUUGACAGCUCGGAGAAAGCACGCAUACCGGCAUGGACAGACCGCAUUUUGCGCAAGGGGACAAAUCUCCGGCAGCUGGCCUACAACUCGGCUCCCCUGCGCUUCUCUGAUCACCGGCCCGUGUAUGCCAUCUUCGAAUGCAAGGUCGAUAUCGUCAAUGAAAGGUUGCGAGAAAAGAUCAGUCGCCAGAUCUACGAGCGACGGAGAGCCGAAGUAGGCGGAGAAACAGCAAACCUUGCCACAGAGGAGUCGGAUGAAGAAGACUUGAUCGGGUAUGAGGCUAUCGAACCCGGGCUUCCGCCAUCAAGUUCAGACCGCCAGAAAUGGUGGCUUGAAAAUGGAAAGAUGGCACGCUCACAGAUCAGCCCACCCAAACCCGAAAGCCCAGCAUAUAUCACGAUUCUUAACCCGAAGCGUCCUCCUAACCCGUAUGCGCCAACGGAUGAGCCGGAUUGGGUUAAUGUCCCAAGAUCUGAAUCUCGUUUAUCAUCCUUCUCAAGCAUGUCAACUUCGCCAUUUGAGCAUGUUAAUGUCUCUGCUCUUCUCUCAUCUUCGGCAUCAAGUACGACACCAAGAAAGCUGCCCCCUCCUUUCGAUCCAUCCACUCUGCCCGCCAAAGUUGGAAGAAAGCCGAUCAGUGAGGAUUCGAGGCCUACCCAAUCAGAUGCGGCCCCUCCUCCACCUCCGCCUCGCAGGCAAACUGGUUUGAGUACUGGAUCAACCGUCAAUAACCCAACCGCCGCACUGCACCAAAAGCGUGUACCAGUGGGGAAUGGACUGCCGGUUCUGCCUCUUACUUCGAAGCCGACGGAGCCGCAGCAACAACAGCAGCCCACGCAGCAGUCUGCUCAACAAACUAUUAAACACAAGCCAGCACCUCCUGUAGCGAAGAAACCAGCUCAUCUUGUGGCCUCGUCGUCUCCCCCAAACGCAGAUGACCAUUCCAGCUCGAUGUCGGACUUGAAGGCUUUGCAAGAUAGCUUAGAGACUCCUCUGCCAGGCUUUCCUCCUCGCCGGUCAACCUCGACGGUUUCCGGGUCUCUCUCGAACGGUCCACCCUCUAGCAACGUGAGUUUGAGAGAUGAGUUCCCACCGCCACCACAACUACCCCGACGAGCAAACACUAGUGCCAGCAUCACCUCUUCAGGACGCUCAACACCCGCUGGAGGCAUACCGCUCCCGGGUUUGGCAGGCCAGCCAGGUGGGACUGAGCGGAGACCGCAGCUACCUAUUCGCAAACCGCUUGGUACGGCAGCGCAACCACAGACUGUGAAGCAGACCCCCCCUCCGCCACCGGCACCUAGGAAGUCGGCGAUGACAUCGACGGUCGACCUGUUAGGGGAUGAUACUGGUGUUGAAGUUGGCGGCUGGGAGGCUUUGAAGCCUUCAACUUGAACGAGCCCCUUGGCGUAAUGGACUUGGUAGAAAGGGCGAAAUGAAUUUGAGUUUCAUAGGCGUUCUGGAAAAGGUGGUUUGAUGUCAAGGGUGGGAAGUGAUAUCAUACAGGCUUUUGAAGUUGAUACAGUAUACAGGAAUUACAGAAUACAGAGAGGAUGGGGUUGUCAUAAUUUUGUUUCUACUGUUUUCAUGCCGUUGGAGAGUUCUUCUGGAGGUGCCAUUCUAAUAGUUAUGGCAGCUCGGGAGCAAUGUUUGUUGUAGCGCAGUUGAGGGAAGUUGGAGUAUUUUAUGGUUGUGGUAACCUUCGGUGUGGCUGAACGAAGGCGUAACUGAAACAUGGUCGUCUGAGUGUGCUCAAAGAACACGAGCAGAUGGCGUACACGCUUAUCUCUCAACAACUGCUGACUCCGAUGGUGUGAAUCACCACCGGUCUGGCCAGCAGGGAAAAUAAAUAUCUUGAAGUAGUUUACAAAAGGAUAGACUAGUAGACCGAAAAGUUUGUUUGGGGAAGGUCUCAUUUUUGGGAUUCAAGGCCAAG
Messenger RNA from Podospora pseudopauciseta, 5596 nucleotides. It is a transcript of the gene syj1, whose product is annotated as Inositol-1,4,5-trisphosphate 5-phosphatase 1. Gene Ontology annotation, cellular component: membrane; cytoplasm. Gene Ontology annotation, molecular function: phosphatidylinositol-3,5-bisphosphate 5-phosphatase activity; phosphatidylinositol-4,5-bisphosphate 5-phosphatase activity. The transcript is spliced from 4 exons. Lineage: Eukaryota; Fungi; Ascomycota; Sordariomycetes; Sordariales; Podosporaceae. The coding region runs from base 997 to 5055 and encodes 1352 amino acids. Gene Ontology annotation, biological process: phosphatidylinositol dephosphorylation. The record is from RefSeq and is a predicted model, not a curated record.